AUGACGACGAACGAACAAAUCCCAGUGGAUCAGGCAUUUUAUCAUGGAUUGUUUUCGCAGAGUGAUACGGAAUCUCGUGCAUCGACUGUUCCCCUAGAUGAAACCUCAUCCUGCGAGAAUGCCAACACCAUCGCUGAGCCAGAUUACCGUGAGAACGACCAAGGAGUGCGUGUAUCUUCGCGUUCACUACGUGAAGUUACCAAGCGUGAUUAUACUUACGAAGAUUACCAAAAACAAAUGGAUGCUGCCACUGCCACUGUCACUCCAUGCAAGUCGAGAAGAAGAAAGACUGGAAUAGGCAAAAGGACAAGAGAACCCGCAGAUUUGGGCUCCAUGCUUGAUGAAUUCUCCCACAAGGUUCGACGUCAUGGUCAAUCAUGGACAGAUGAAAUCCGAAAACUUCGAGAAGAGCUCGAGAUUUUACACGACCGGAACAACCGUCUUCAAGACGAGAUUACAACCGCAAAUGGCGAGAAAGACCGCCUCCGAGAGGAGCUCAUCAUGUCGAAUCAGGAGAGGGAUCGUCUCCGAGAUGAGUCCACAAUCUCAAACCAGCAGAACGACGAGAAAAUCCGUGAUUUACAGCGGGUUGUCGACGAACGGACUAAUUUCACCCCCCUUGCCUGUCAGGGCUGCGGUGAAGGAAAAAAAUACUGGCGUAUAUUGGGAUGUGGUCAUGCGUUCUGUACUGGAUGUAUAAGCGAACUCAAUACGAAAGAGCCGCUGUUCAAUUCUUGCUGUCCCUGCUGUCAAGAGCCAAUCCAAAUCUGCAUCAACUUUGAUCCAAAAGCUUUGUAG
Talaromyces atroroseus is the source of this 798-nucleotide messenger RNA. RefSeq lists its product as hypothetical. The record is from RefSeq and is a predicted model, not a curated record. The transcript has 2 exons. The coding region runs from base 1 to 798 and encodes 265 amino acids. NCBI's taxonomy places the organism in Eukaryota, Fungi, Ascomycota, Eurotiomycetes, Eurotiales, Trichocomaceae.